UUCUUACCCAAAGUUUUCAUUUUUAAUAUGUUUUUUUUUUUCCAUACCUAACAAAAAAAUAUGUUUUUUUUCCCACAAAAGACACUAUAUGUUUUUUCCCAUAAAGACACUAUUUUUUAAUAACUAAAACUAACCAACCUCCUUUGUUCUCCUCUCGUCUUUUCUGAGCUAUAACUAUAAAGACUCCAUUUUUCGAAAACAAAACACACUCACUCACACACCCUCUUCUCUCAGUACUUCAAUUCAAUUCAAUUCAAUUUGUCAUCUUUUCCCUCUUAAACCCUAAAACCCUAGCGGUGAAUUUCAUCUCUCUCCAUGGCCACCAUCCAACCCUUGCCCCAAUCUCUUCGUACUUCACUGCGUUCUGGAAUCAUUCUUUUUGACACCGCCACUGUGGUCGAAGAGCUCGUUUUUAACAGCCUCGACGCUGCUGCUUCAAUGGUAUCAGUUUUUGUAGGCGUUGGGACCUCUUAUAUCAAAGUGGUAGAUGAUGGAUCAGGCAUCCCACGAGAUGAUUUGGUGCUUUUGGGAGAAAGAUAUGCAACAUCGAAGUUUGAUCAUUUGGUUGAUAAGGAUGCUGAAUGUAAGAGCUUUGGCUUUCGAGGAGAAGCACUGGCUUCAAUUUCUGAUGUAUCCUUGUUAGAAGUUGUAACAAAAGCUUCUGGGAGGCCUAAUGGAUACCGCAAAGUCAUGAAGGGAAGCAAGUGUUUGUAUCUCGGAAUACACGAUGAUAGGAAGGAUGUGGGAACAACAGUUGUUGUUCGCGAUUUAUUUUACAACCAACCAAUUCGGAGGAAGUAUAUUCAAUCAAGCCCUAAGAAGGUCUUGCAAUCAAUCAAGAAAUGCGUACAGAGAAUUUCCCUUGUGCACUCAAAAGUAUCCUUUAAAGUUGUUGAUAUAGAAAGUGAGGAUGUACUUCUCUACACACUACCUUCUUCUCCCUUGUCCCUAUUGACCACUUGUUUUGGGACUGACAUCUCGACCUCUCUUCAUGAAUUGAAAAGUAGUAGUGGCAAAGUUAAGCUUUCUGGAUACAUAUCUUCCCCUUGUGACAAUUUGAGCGUCAAGGUCUUUCAAUAUGUCUAUAUUAACUCACGGUAUGUGUGCAAAGGGCCAAUCCAGAAAUUGGUGAAUCAAUUGGCAGCUAGAUUUCAAUGUUCCAACCAAGGAAAAACUGUUAAUAAUUUCCAAACCAGAAAACGAAGCAGAGCUCAAAUAUAUCCUGCUUUUAUCUUGAACAUACGUUGCCCUCGGUCCUUUUAUGAUUUAACCUUUGAACCAUCAAAAACAUUUGUAGAGUUCAAGGAUUGGGUUCCUGUACUUACACUUCUCGAUGAGGCCAUUCAAGACUUGUGGAAGGAAAACAUUUCUGAUGUAGGGGGCAAAGAUAUAUCGUUGAAUGGAGACAGAAACGCCAUAUCUUUAGAGGACUUAGAUGAUGUUUUUUCAAGAAACUCUACAAUUGGGAAAAAGAAGGGGAGAAUCGAAAAUCCUGAGGACUCUCUUGACCCUAUUUCUUCUCAUUUGAAGAUGCCUAUCAAAGAGGUCAACCAUUUGUCUCAAAGGGAACAGAAUAUGAUUACAAAUAAAUGCUCACAUAUAUAUACUCAUUACUUCCAGGAGCAAGAAAAUGAGACGGAUUCUUUUCGUACUGACAAUUCUCUUCAGACAUGGGAUCAACCCAUUGCCCAAUGCAAGCCUAAAGUAUCUAAAAUCUACGAGUACCAGCCAUUUAUUUCUAAUAAUAGCUCUUUAUCGACGGAAGGUCAUUACCUGGUAGAUGAAUAUACUUCUGGAGAAAGACGCAGAGUUAGUGCAGAUGAUGUUAACUUUAGUUCUCCAUGGGGAAGGGAUUCCUUUGAAGUUAAUCUCGGGGUUAGCAGUGAACCUGCUGAUAGUUCAUUGUGUUGUGAUCAUCAAGAUUUCAAUGAUGAUGUAGCAGUGAGGAGGGAUGGGAAGAAACCUUUUCUGAAGAGUUGUUCCUCCAGAGGGAGCCUUCCACAAGAGAGGUCUUUGUGUACAGAUGAUGCUUGUAAGUUUAAAAGUGAUAGCUUUAAGAUCAACCAAAUGUUGAACUGGCCUUAUGACAGGGUUAAUAUUUCAGAAACUCGUGGCAGCAACCAGAAUUUUGAUUUCUUGUCAUGUCCUUUGCGGGAGGACAACAAAUCAAGAUUUCAGUCUUCUCCCACUGCAGAAAUUGGUAGUAUGCCAAGAUCUUCCCUAAGGUCAAUCCCACUUUAUGAUAAGCAUGCUGACUAUAAUGAUGGUUUCUUCUCUGAUUCGGUUAAAAAGGUAGAGACCAUUGGCUCUAGUCAUCUCAACUUGGACUCUGAAUGGUGCUCUUUGAGCUUAGAUUCCAUUUCCCAGGCCACACCUUGGGAUGUAGAUCAUUACCCUGAUUUCGACAUACUUGAAGAUGGUUGUAAAUCUGCUAGAACAGCUAGUGUAAAACAUUUUAUGGACAGAGAAGAAAAUGACUGCAGAUAUACUUAUGAUAUGCUGGAAAAGAGGUCCAGCCAAGAAAAGUGGAAUGCAAGUUGUUCAUACAGUGAAUUUGCAGAUGAUGAUUUGGGUGAAUUUCUUCAUAGACGCAAUUCUAAGAAUAAAUGCCCCCCUAAAUCGAUGAACAUAUUAACUAGUGAAACAGACUGGUUAAGUGAAGAAUCUCUUGGUAAAAACUACUUGAGUGGUGAAAUGUACAAAAGUCAAAGAGAUCAAAAUACUUGUGAGGAAAGUGAAAGGAAUUAUCAUUUUACCAAACGAAGAUCAAGAAGCCAUUCAGCUCCACCAUUUUGUAGAAGCAAGAGGAAGUUCUUGACCUUAAAUUAUCAUUCUGCAGGGAAAGAGGGCAAUGACCCAGCUUAUCCAGAAGGUCGUGAACGGUGGAAGCCUGUAGCUGUGGGGGAUUCAUUGUUAGACACCAGGCUAGAUUGGGUGAAUUUGCAAGACCUGAAGGAAGACUUAAUGGAGAUUAGAAGUGAUGAAAGGCAUGAACAGUCUGUUUGCUUCGACAUUCAAGAUGCUCCAUUUAAAGAAAAUGUUUCAAAUGAAUUUCAAGAUUCCCUGAAUUGUGGGAGCAAAUGGAGGAACAGCUGCCCAAAGACUGCUCACAAUAGGAAGUUGCAUGACAUCCAGAAUCAGAGUAGUAUUCUCGACAUCUCUUCUGGAUUGUUGCACCUUGCUGGCGACUCUUUAGUUCCCGAAUCAAUUAACAAAAACAGCCUUAAGGAAGCCAUUGUACUCCAACAGAUUGAUAAAAAGUACAUUCCGAUUGUGGCUGGAAAAACUCUUGCUGUUGUUGACCAGCACGCUGCAGAUGAACGGAUCCGAUUAGAGGAGUUGCGUCAGAAGGUCUUGUCUGGAGAAGCAAGGGAAAUUACUUUUCUGGAUGAAGAGAAAGAAUUGAUGCUGCCAGAGAUUGGACAUCAGUUACUGCAUAGCUAUGCCAAGGAAAUUAAAGAAUGGGGUUGGAUAUGUAACAUUCAUGCUCAGGACCCAAAAUCCUUUAACAGGAAUUUGAAUCUUCUCCACAACCGACCAACAGUUAUUAAGCUCGUUGCGGUACCAUGCAUCUUAGGUGUCAACUUGUCUGAUAUAGACCUCACUGAAUUUCUUCAGCAGCUGGCCGAUACAGAUGGAUCUUCAACAAUACCACCCUCUGUUCUUCGUGUCCUCAAUUCAAAAGCAUGUAGAGGUGCAAUUAUGUUUGGGGAUGCAUUGCUACAUUCGGAGUGUUCCCUUCUCAUUGAAGAGCUAAAGUAUACCUCACUUUGUUUCCAGUGUGCUCAUGGGCGGCCGACAACAGCCCCGCUUGUGAAUUUGGAGGUGUUGCAUAAGCAAAUAGCUAAGACUGCGCUGCUGACCGAUGAUUCCAAUGGGUUAUGGCAUGGCUUACGCCGACAUGAGCUCAGUGUUGAACGUGCAGAGCGGCGUUUAAUGUCAGCGUCUUAUUAGAGUAAAAGAGUUUGUUAUAUUAGUGAGGAAUUUGUUUGUAUCAAGCAAAUACAAAACGGCAUAGAACUAUCUUUAGAACUAUCGAUUUCACAUUUGAUGAAGUAUACUCUUUCACAAUCACAUAAUAAAUCUCUUUUUGGAAAGUUAUGCGACAUUUACAUCUUU
Molecule: messenger RNA, 4119 nt
Organism: Humulus lupulus (European hop)
Lineage: Eukaryota; Viridiplantae; Streptophyta; Magnoliopsida; Rosales; Cannabaceae
Product: DNA mismatch repair protein MLH3
Exons: 24
Coding region: 316-3954 (1212 amino acids)
Biological process (GO): mismatch repair
Cellular component (GO): mismatch repair complex
Molecular function (GO): mismatched DNA binding; ATP hydrolysis activity; ATP binding
Source: RefSeq, a predicted model, not a curated record